AUCAAUUCGAGGUGCAACGGAGAACAACUCAGGUGAUUCCAGCAGCCGCAAUCUCGACGACAACAGAUAAUAGAAGUGGCGGCCGAUAAGUUGUCGUUAAGACAAGUCAUUAAGAUAAGGAAAGAGCAAGUUCUCCACUUGCCGGCAACAACAAUAACCACAACAAAAAUUGAUUAGUCGCCAAAAUGUUUGGAAGGCUUAAUUCCGUACAAAUCAGCCGAAUACGUAACUUUUCGGCGCUGGUACAGAGCAAGGCGCUUGUGAACGGCAACUGGAUUGAUUCCAGCAAUAAUGACACGUUCGAUGUGACCAAUCCGGUAAACGGGAAAAAGAUUGGUAGUGUGCCGAAUAUGACAGUGCAGGACGCACAAAAUGCGAUAAAUGCGGCAAAACAGGCGUACGAGUCGAAGGAGUGGCGCUCGCUCACAGCCAAGGAUCGUUCCAAUUUAUUAAAGAAAUGGCACAAGCUUAUCGAACAGCAUUCGCAGCAAAUCGCCGAGAUUAUGACAGCGGAAUCAGGCAAGCCUAUAAACGAGUCCAAAGGUGAGGUCUUGUAUGGGAAUUCGUUUGUGGAAUGGUUUGCGGAGGAGGCGCGUCGUAUCUAUGGCGAAAUCGUACCCAGCCCCGUAGCAAAUCGUGAGAUAAUUGUGAUGAAACAACCGAUCGGUGUGGCCGCCCUCAUCACCCCCUGGAACUUUCCCCUGGCGAUGAUCACACGCAAGGCUGGUGCGGCGCUGGCCGCCGGCUGCACGGUGGUGAUCAAACCGGCCGAGGAUACCCCACUGACAGCCUUGGCAGUGGCGAAAUUGGCCGAGGAUGCGGGCAUACCGAAGGGUGUCAUCAAUGUGGUGACCACCAACAAGGCGGCACCGAUUGGCGAUCUAUUUUGCAAGAGUCCCGAUGUGCGCGGCAUUUCAUUCACGGGCUCUACUCAGGUGGGAAAGUUGCUGUUCCGGAAUGCCGCCGAUGGCAUUAAGCGUGUCUGCCUCGAGCUGGGCGGCAAUGCACCCUUUAUUGUCUUCGAUUCGGCCAACGUUGAGAAGGCGGUGGAUGGCGCCAUGAGCUCAAAAUUUCGCAAUUGUGGCCAGACUUGUGUCUCGGCGAAUCGUUUCUUCGUCCAGGCAGGCAUUUACGAUAAAUUUGUGGCGCUGCUCAAGCAACGUGUGGAGGCUCUGAAGAUUGGCGAUGGCCAGUCGAGCGAUAUACAAAUCGGUCCACUCAUCAACAAGAUGCAGUACGACAAGGUAAGCGGCUUUGUGGAGGAUGCGCGCAGCAAAAAAGCCCAGAUCGUUGUCGGCGGCACAGGAUUGCCAGAACUGGGCGCGCUCUUCUAUGCGCCAACUGUGGUGACAGAUGUGCCGCCAACGGCUCAGCUGUACACAGAAGAAGUCUUCGGACCCGUUGUCUCCAUUAUCAAAUUCAAGGAUGAGGCGGAAGCCCUACAGAAAGCCAACGAUACCAAUCGGGGUCUUGCCGGCUAUUUCUUCAGCGAGAACCUGCAGCAGGUCUUCCGAGUGGCGAAGCGCCUCGAGGUGGGCAUGGUUGGCGUCAAUGAGGGUCUCAUUUCUGCCGCUGAGGCACCAUUCGGUGGCGUUAAGGAAUCUGGCGUUGGACGCGAGGGCUCACAUCACGGCAUCGAUGAUUAUGUCGAUAUCAAAUAUAUUUGCAUGGGAAACCUUAAAUACGAUUGAGCCCAUAAAUUGCACAAUUCUAAUGUUCCAAAUGCUUUAAUUUGCAGUCUUCCAUUAUGAUGUAAUUGAAAUUGUUCUUAAAUAUCUACGUACAUGUGUAUGCUGUUGAAAA
Molecule: messenger RNA, 1803 nt
Organism: Scaptodrosophila lebanonensis
Lineage: Eukaryota; Metazoa; Arthropoda; Insecta; Diptera; Drosophilidae
Gene: Ssadh
Product: succinate-semialdehyde dehydrogenase [NADP(+)] GabD
Exons: 2
Coding region: 186-1691 (501 amino acids)
Biological process (GO): GABA catabolic process
Molecular function (GO): succinate-semialdehyde dehydrogenase (NAD+) activity
Source: RefSeq, a predicted model, not a curated record